ACAACAAGAAAAUGAAAUCCAUGUCGCUCCUCAAUGAACAGAAGUCGAAAUGCCAAGACAUGAAAACUAUCUGUGAGAACUGUAUAUCCAACCUUCAAACCCAAGAGUCCAACAACAUCCAACUGUUCAUAUCAGGAAGAAAGGCCUUUAAAGAGCUGACCAGUCUCCAGACAACACUGAAUGACGUCUGCAACAAGAGCAGAGUUCCCCGGUACCAAUUUCGCAGGGAUCCAUCUACUGAACAGUUGUUGGCCUCCAUCACAGCGAUAGGGAGAGUGGAAAAGACGGAUUCAGCUUCAACCAGUGAGCAGCAGAACCGGCAACAGGAACUAAAGCAGCAGCAACAACAACAAGCAACACAGACACACUCGACACCCCUGAAAGAAAUGACGGAUUCAGCUUCAACCAGUGAGAAGCAGAACCGGCAACAGGAACUAAAGCAGCAGCAGCAACAACAAGCAACACAGGCACACUCGACACCCCUGAAAGAAAAGACGGAUUCAGCUUCAACCAGUGAGAAGCAGAACCGGCAACAGGAACUAAAGCAGCAGCAGCAACAACAAGCAACACAGGCACACUCGACACCCCUGAAAGUUCCCUUGCAUGGCAGCACAGAUCUAAGCCAGGCCAAGUUCAGCAGGCAGCCAGAUAUCUCAGUGAAGACAGCAAGUGAUAACAAGACCUGCCAUCUGACCGGUGUGGCCCGCCUGCCCGGGGACAGGUUGCUACUUACUGAUUUCAACAAUCUGUCAGUGAAGCUAGUGAACACUGAAACCAACACAAUGUUGUCGCAGGUGAAACUGCCAGAUCAGCCGUGGGACCUGUGUCUCCUGCCCGGGGACAGGGCAGCCGUUACUCUGCCUUGUGAGUGGAAGAUACAGUUCCUGUCCACUAAGGGUGAAGUCUCACUACAAGAUAUUGUUGCAGUAGGUGGAAGGUGUUAUGGAAUAGAUUUCUGUGAUGACAACUUGAUUGUGUCUUUCUUCUACCCAGGUAAGGUUGUGUUGAUGGACAUGAAGGGAAAGAAGAGUGUGGACAAAGACAGCAGUAGCAAAUCUUUGUUUAUAAAUUCUGAGUAUCUGACAGUGACCAGAGAGAGCCACAGACCGUCAAUAUAUGUAUCAGACUGGAGCGACACCAUCACCAUGCUAAGCACUUCUCUACAAGUCCUCAAAACAUUCAAGGACGCUGCACUGACUGGACCACGUGGCCUGACAGCCGUGGGGGACAACCAGCUGCUCGUGUGUGACAAUAACACCAUCAUGUUUCUAGACACGUCCACAGGCAAGAUAACCCAACUAAUGGGUAACGGAGAUGGGAUAGAGAAGUCAUACAGUGUGGCUUACUGCUUACUGAAGAAGUGGAUGUUUGUUACCUGCUACGAGAACGACUUUGUGAAAGUGUUCAAAGUUAAAUAA
Mya arenaria is the source of this 1418-nucleotide messenger RNA. RefSeq lists its product as uncharacterized. The record is from RefSeq and is a predicted model, not a curated record. NCBI's taxonomy places the organism in Eukaryota, Metazoa, Mollusca, Bivalvia, Myida, Myidae. The transcript has 4 exons. The coding region runs from base 12 to 1418 and encodes 468 amino acids.